This is a messenger RNA of Amborella trichopoda, 2174 nucleotides long. RefSeq names its product GDSL esterase/lipase At4g16230. NCBI's taxonomy places the organism in Eukaryota, Viridiplantae, Streptophyta, Magnoliopsida, Amborellales, Amborellaceae. The record is from RefSeq and is a predicted model, not a curated record. Gene Ontology annotation, molecular function: hydrolase activity, acting on ester bonds.
UGCCAAAGACACCCCUCUCUCUCUCUUCUUUCUCUCUCUAGAGUCAGACAAGGGUAUGGCCCAUCUCUCUCACCCCCUCUCUGUAUCUCACUCUCACUGCAGUAAUAUCCAUCUGUCUCUCUCUCCAGUAAUACCCAUCUCUCUGUUUCUCUCUCUAACACAAUUUCAUGUGCCGCUUGCCAAGUUGGUGUGGAUUGGUGCAACUCAUUCAAUGUUACAUGUUACUUUCGACCAUUCUGAGUUCCUUUCCUAUUGAUUUCGUACUCAAACGGUUGGACUUUUUAACAUGAUUUUGCAUUUUCUUUUUAUUUGGUAUCAUUUAUUCCUAUGUUUUCAUGGGUUGUGCAGCUUUUACUUUUACUGUUGAGAAAAUCUUAGCUAAAAGUACCCAUUUUUAGCUUCUCUGUUGGCAUUAUUUAAUUCAUAGUUUAAAUUGCAGCAAGAAGGAACCAUGAUUAUUUAUUCAUUUUUUUUUUAACUGGCAGGAAUUGAUUAAUAAUUCUUUUGAUUUUUCAUACUCUUUAUCUGUCAUUUAUUAAUAAUUCUUUUGAUUUUUCAUACUCUUUAUCUGUCAUUUAUUGUUCUCCCUUUGUAGAGAUAAUGGGUUUCAUCUUCUCGUGUAGUGAUUAUAAAUAGCUCAAGGGGGUUCCCUCUCUCUCAUAUUUUGCUUUGCCAGAGUUCUUUCUCUUGUAUUCAGAUUAUCUAGUUCAAGAGGGCUCAUAUUCUCUCUCUCUCUUGCUUGAUUUUAGCUGGUAUUGAAUAGUUCAAAACUGGGUUGUUUAAUGGGUUCUCUCUCUGUUUUUAUUUACCAAUUGGGGUUCAUGCUUGAUUUUAGCUGGUAUUGAACAGUUCAAAACUGGGUAGUUUAAUGGGUUCUCUCUCUGUUUUUAUUUACCAAUUGGGAUUCAUGGGGGCUCUCCUUGUACAUGGGAUUUGCCAUGCAGAUACUGUGCCUGGUUCCUUUGUCUUUGGGGAUUCUUUGGUUGAUGCAGGAAACAACAAUUACAUUGUUUCUCUCUCUAAGGCCAAUUACAUUCCGAAUGGCAUCGAUUUUUCGCCUUUACGGCAGCCUACGGGUCGAUUUACAAAUGGAAGAACAAUUCCUGAUAUCUUAGCAGGCCAAGAGUUAGGAUUGACUUCAUUUGCUCCCCCUUACUUGGCUCCAACGACUAGGGGGCUUGCGACACUUCAAGGGGUUAAUUAUGCAUCAGGGGCAGGGGGAAUUCUUAACGCCACUGGACAACUCUUUGGUGGCCGGAUCAACUUAGAUGCACAGAUUGAUAACUAUGCAAACACAAGGCAGGACACCAUUUCAAUCCUUGGAAAAGCAGCUGCCUCAAAGCUUUUUCAAAGGGGUCUCUUCUCUGUGACAAUGGGAUCAAAUGACUUUAUCAACAACUAUCUCACUCCUGUUGUUUCUGAAGCAGAGCGUAAAGUGUCCCCUGAUGCUUUUGUGGAGGACAUGAUCUCCAAGUACAGGCUUCAAUUGACAAGGCUGUAUAACUUGGAUGCAAGGAAGAUCGUGGUAGUGAAUGUUGGACCGAUAGGAUGCAUCCCUUAUCAAAGGGACAUCAAUCCAACAGCUGGGAAUGAUUGUGUUGCAUUUCCGAACCAAUUAGCCGUGGCCUUCAAUGGGCGCCUAAGAGAUCUCCUCCCAGAGCUGUCUUCAAAUCUCAAAGGCUCCAAAUUUGUCUUUGCAGAUGUCUAUAGCAUAGUCUCUGAUAUCAUAGAAAACUACACAAAUUAUGGCUUUGAGGUUCCGAACUCUGCAUGUUGUCGUGCGGGAGGGCGCUUCGGGGGCUUGAUCCCAUGCGGUCCAAUAUCAAAGUUUUGUUCAGACCGCUCAAAGUACAUAUUUUGGGACCCGUAUCACCCUUCAGAAGCUACAAAUCUUAUCAUAGCGAAAAGGUUGCUUGAUGGAAACUGGAAGGACAUAUUUCCAGUCAAUAUUAGAAAACUUGUCCAAGCUUAAGAUUCAAUACUGGUUUUCAUGGCCAUAGUUUCGAGACCUAAUUAGUCCCACAAUGCAGAUUUAAUUAUUUGGUUUUUGUAGUGAUCGGAUCAAUCGAAUGUUCCAGUCCUAUUUUUUUCAUUUUUUCAGCUGGAUUGAUGUUAAAUGCAUAUGCAACUCUCAUACAUAGGAAGUUAAAAAAGAUUCAAUACAUUUUUUUCUC